AUGUGCAAGGCUCUGGACAAAGAUGCAGACGAUCAAGAAUACCUGGUGCAGGUGGUCGCCUCUGCCAUCGAGUCUGCAGUGGAGGCAAACGAUAAGAAACCGCACCAGCUAGACUCGACCUCGUUCAUAGCUUCUUUCUACGGGACACCUCCUCCUAUAUCUGCACACGCCUACAUCAAGAGGAUUUACAAAUACGGAGGGCUGUCGCCUUGCAACCUUGUGGUUGCUCUGGUCUUGAUUGAGAGGCUCUACAGUAUCAUGGGCGAGAACAAGACAGACAAGAAAGUGUACAUACCUCUAAGAUCUACCUCCUUCCAGCGAAUGUACUUGACCGCCGCCAUGAUAUCCUCAAAGUUCGAGGAUGGAUAUUACUACAGCAAUGCCCACUGGGCUGAAGUAGCAGGCAUACCUCUACCAGAGCUGAACCGCCUCGAGCUCAAGUUCUUGUUCGGCAUUGCCUUCCAGGUUCAAGUGCAUAGGGAGACAUAUGACAUGUGGUGCAGAAAGCUGACAGAGCUUGUGAGGACUGACUCUCAUGACAGCGGCGAUGGCACGCAGUUGCGAUCCCAAGGAAUGAAUCGCAACCUCAUGCGGGCAGCAGCCAAGUGGUCUGCCAGCAAGCCCAAAGGGUACCGUCCAUGGCGCGCCGGAGAGCAACCUAGCUCGUCACAGGAUCCAAACUCGUUACAGCGGGAGCAGAGCUGGGAGGGAAGCGAAGCCAGUGCUGAGGAUUAG
Guillardia theta CCMP2712 is the source of this 735-nucleotide messenger RNA. RefSeq lists its product as hypothetical. The record is from RefSeq and is a predicted model, not a curated record. Lineage: Eukaryota; Cryptophyceae; Pyrenomonadales; Geminigeraceae. Gene Ontology annotation, biological process: regulation of cyclin-dependent protein serine/threonine kinase activity. Gene Ontology annotation, molecular function: protein kinase binding. Bases 1 to 735 code for a protein of 244 amino acids. The transcript is spliced from 8 exons.